This is a messenger RNA of Papilio xuthus (Asian swallowtail), 821 nucleotides long. Its product is annotated as pancreatic lipase-related protein 3. Gene Ontology annotation, molecular function: lipase activity; serine hydrolase activity. The record is from RefSeq and is a predicted model, not a curated record. Gene Ontology annotation, biological process: lipid catabolic process. Bases 87 to 821 code for a protein of 244 amino acids. Lineage: Eukaryota; Metazoa; Arthropoda; Insecta; Lepidoptera; Papilionidae. The transcript has 4 exons.
ACAUCGAUUUUGUCACAAGCAGUGGUAAUGUAAAACUGAAUGUAACCGCUUCAGAAUUAUUGGAUAAAUUGUUAGAUAAUACAAAAAUGACAGUUGUAUUAACUCACGGCUUUAUGGAGAGUUCCGAAGGGAUAAUGGCAAAAGCUCUGACGUCAGAGCUUUUAAAGAAAAAAGAUAUGGACGUAUUGGUAUUAGAUGGACGAAAUAUUAUAUCAUACGAGUAUUUCCGGUCGACGACAUAUGUAAGAUUUAUUGGUGAAAAAUUGGGAUCGGUAUUAAGUCAAAUAAUAAAAAAGGGUCAAGACGCAAACAACAUAAUAAUAAUUGGACAUAGCCUUGGAGCGCAUAUAGCUGGAAUUGCUGGCAAAAGAAUACAACAGUUGACUGGUAAAGCUAUUGGCCGUAUCAUAGCUUUGGAUCCUGCAGGACCAUGUUUUAUUAACAUCAAUCGGGAUUACCGUCUGGACAAGGAUGACGCGGUAUACGUUGAUGUGAUACAUACCAACGGUGGUAUAUUAGGACUUAAAGAGCCUGUAGGUCACAAAGAUUUCUAUCCUAACGGUGGAUCAUCACAGCCGGGCUGUUUUCUAUCAACCUGUGAUCACAGCAGAGCUUGGGAAUUAUUUGCGGAAUCUCUUAGAUUCCCUCAACAUUUUUUGGCUCAUAGGUGUAGUAAUUGGACAAUGUUUCGAGAAGGACAUUGUUCAAAAAAUGAUUUAGCCUACAUGGGAAUUAAUUCAACGAAAGGCAGUCCUGGAUCUUAUUUCCUUACGACUAAUUCUAUAUCACCAUUUGGCAUCGGUUCUUCGGGUACUAGAUAA